Camarhynchus parvulus is the source of this 5932-nucleotide messenger RNA. It is a transcript of the gene ZNRF3, whose product is annotated as zinc and ring finger 3. The transcript has 9 exons. Bases 183 to 2927 code for a protein of 914 amino acids. Gene Ontology annotation, molecular function: frizzled binding; ubiquitin protein ligase activity. The record is from RefSeq and is a predicted model, not a curated record. Gene Ontology annotation, biological process: ubiquitin-dependent protein catabolic process; negative regulation of canonical Wnt signaling pathway; Wnt receptor catabolic process. Lineage: Eukaryota; Metazoa; Chordata; Aves; Passeriformes; Thraupidae.
GCUUGGCAGGGCGGAGAGGAGCCGGGGCGAGGGGAAGGGGAGCGCGGCAGCGAGGAGCGGGGCGCAGCGCGGCGGGAGGGCCGCUGCCAUGGGACGCUGACCGGCCCGGGACCCCGGCCCCGGAGCUGGAGCCGCUCGGGAGAGAUGCGCGGCGGCGGGGCGCCGCUUCCUCCCGCCGCGCGAUGAGGGGCUGCGGGGCCGGCGCGGGGCUGCCCGUGCCGCCGCUGCCGCCGCCUCUGCUGCUGCUCGGGGUGCUGCUGGCCGCGGCGCCGGGCGCGGCGCUGGGCAAGGAGACGGCGUUCGUGGAGGUAGUGCUCUUCGAGUCCAGCCCCAGCGGCGACUACACCACCUACACCACAGGGCUGCAGGGCCGCUUCUCCCGCGCGGGGGCCACGCUGAGCGCCGAAGGCGAGAUCGUGCAGAUGCAUCCACUUGGACUGUGUAAUAGCAAUGAUGAGGAAGACCUGUAUGAAUAUGGCUGGGUAGGAGUGGUGAAAUUGGAACAGCCAGAGUUGGAGCCUAAGCCAUGCCUCACUGUCUUGGGAAAGGCAAAACGAGCAGUACAGCGAGGAGCCACAGCGGUCAUCUUUGAUGUUUCUGAAAACCCAGAUGCCAUUGAUCAGCUGAACCAGGGCUCAGAGGACCCUCUGAAGAGACCAGUGGUGUAUGUGAAAGGUGCUGAUGCUGUCAAGCUAAUGAACAUAGUUAACAAGCAGAAAGUGGCACGGGCCAGGAUUCAGCAUCGCCCCCCACGGCAACCCACGGAGUACUUUGACAUGGGAAUUUUUCUGGCCUUCUUUGUGGUUGUGUCUCUUGUUUGCCUCAUUCUUCUUGUCAAGAUCAAACUGAAACAGCGACGUAGUCAGAAUUCCAUGAACAGGCUUGCAGUGCAAGCACUGGAGAAAAUGGAGACCAGGAAGUUUAAGUCCAAAAGUAAGGGACACCGAGAAAGUAACUGUGGAGCACUGGAUACACUCAGUAGCAGCUCCACCUCUGACUGUGCCAUCUGCUUGGAGAAGUACAUUGAUGGGGAGGAACUGCGUGUCAUUCCCUGCACUCACCGAUUCCACAAGAAAUGUGUGGAUCCUUGGCUGCUGCAGCACCACACCUGCCCUCACUGCCGCCACAACAUCAUAGAACAGAAGAAGGGGAAUGCAGCUCCAAUCUGUCUGGAAUCCAUCAAUGCAGCACGCAGCAGGCAGCAGAGGGUGAUUCUGCCUGUCCAUUACCCAGGCCGAGUGCACAGAGCCAGCCAGAUCACAGCGUAUCCCACUCGGACCAGCAUGGACCCCCAUGGGAACCCCAUCACCCUGCUGACAGUGGAGAGACAUGGAGAGCAGAGCCUCUACCAAGCCCCUUCCCCAGCCUACAUCCGCAGUUAUCAGCCCAUUCAUUUGGACCAUGCUUUAAACACCCAUCACUGCAGCCUGGAGCACAGGGCUUACUCUCCAGCUCACAACUUCCGAAGGCCCAAGUUUGGUGGACGCAACUUUUCCAAAGCGGCGUGCUUUUCCCGAUACGAGACCAUGUAUCAGCACUACUACUUCCAAGGCCUUAGUUACCCUGAGCAGGAUGGACAGCUUCCAGCUGGCAUUGCCUCAAAGGGUCCUUCCCGUGCCUUUCAGCCUGGUAGCAGCGUGCUUUUCCCUCCUGUGGUACACGUUAUGCCCUCGUCCCGCUUGGAGAGCGGCAGUACCUCCAGCUUUAGCUGCUAUCACGGUCACCGCUCGGUGUGCAGCGGGUAUUUGGCCGACUGCCCUGGCAGUGACAGCAGCAGCAGCAGUUCUGGUCAGUGCCACUGCUCCUCCAGUGAUUCCAUGGUUGACUGCACUGAGGUCAGUAACCAGGGGGUUUACGGGAGCUGCUCCACGUUCCGCAGCUCUCUGAGCAGUGACUAUGACCCCUACGUGUACCGCAGCAGGAGCCCUUGCCGAGUGGGUGAGGUUGGUGGUGCAAACAGGGGGGCAAUUGUGCUCUUGGAGGGCCCCCACCAGGACGAGCUCCCAGCUCACAGUCAUGGCCUGGUGGGUGCUGACUGCCGGCCCGUGCCAGCUUCUUCCUCAGGGGACCAACUGUCUAAUUGCAGCAUGGAUAUGAACUAUAGCAGUAAUUCCUCACUAGAGCACAGGGAUCCAAAUGGCACUACCUCAGAGGGAGGACCUGAGGCCACUGCUGGUGCUGCCUUGGAUGUUAAAAGGAACUGGAAGAAUCCAGAGAUAGCAGGGUCGAUUUCGGAGCAGGCGUGCGCGUGCUGCUUUGAAUUCCAGCACUCUGCCCUGGAGCCCAGCAGUGGAACAGCUGACUGUAGUGCACUCUUCCUUAGCUCUCCACUGUGGGGGACGUGUGGCCAAGGAAUUGAACCGCAGUCAGGGAACACCCCAGGCUUGUACAGUAUUAACUCAGACCACUUACAUAGGACAGAUGGGGUAAAAUAUGAGGGGUUGCCCUGCUGCUUCUAUGAAGAGAAGCAGGUAGCCUGUAGUAGCAACAGUGGCAGUGGAGGUGGUGGCUGCUAUACAGAAGACUAUGCAGUGAAUGUGCAGUACACGCUUCCUGAUGACACCUUGCCAAACUGCUGUAAGGGUGUAUGUGAUCUGGGUCAACGCAUUCCCAUCAUUCCUGAAGACAGAGACUGUGAGCUGAUCCUACCACCAGAGCACCAAGGGACCCACAUAGGAGGCUGUAGCUCCUGGGAUGGAACACCUGAGCUAGACACUUACCUGCACUGUCAAGGUGUUGGAGAGGUACAGGUGGAGAGGGAGGUGUGCUAUGAGGCAACGUCAUUCCUGCAGCAAAACUACUCUCAGGAGGAGGAAACUGGAAUGCCCUUUCCCAGUCCCACUCUGAACUCCCAGAAGCUUAUGAUGACCACAAAGGCCACAGGUGCUGGAUCUCAUCCCUUGGAGAGAAGCCAAAUCAGUGACUAGACCUGUCCAGAUGAUCCCAGAUGGAGAAGCGGAGCUUAUCAGAGACUCCAAAUUCUCAUGGACUUUUUUUUUUUAAGCUUUGACAAACACACAAAAGUGGUAAUGUGGAGAAGUCCCUCCCCUACUUCCUCUGUGUUCACAUCAGUUUGAUUGUCUCCUUUGUCCCUCCUGCCUGAAGCCUUCAGGCCUUGAUUUGUGUGCAAAGCCCAUGUGGGACAUGGUGUGGAGCAUUUCUGAGCUCUAGUGCCAUUUCUAUAUUAAUGACAAAGUGUUAUUUAUAUUUUCUUUUUAGAAGUGACCUCUUGCUGAGAGGUAACACAGUGUGUUAAAUAAGCCAGGCUAUGUGUAGAUGCUGUUGUCUCCUACUUGAAGGAGUCCAGCCUUUGAUAAGCUCAGGGCUACACCUGCCUUAGAAACCAGAUAGCACCUUGAAAUUUAGUAAUCCAGAGGGAUACAGCUGCUGAAUGGAUGCUCAGAUACUGACUAAUCCCAGUAGCAAAUCCUAGCAGCCAGCAAGUUAUGUGAGUGAUUUUGAGGGAGGUGAAGCAUUGGACUGUCUCCUUUCUCCUCUUCCCUUCUCCCCCCUUUCAUGCUGCUCUGAUGGUUUGGCUAGGAAGGUGUCCUGCCAUUAGGAUUAGUUUCAACACAGUGGGGGUAAGGAAACUGAGAGCUCAGAAUGUUCUUAUCCUCACUUCCUGUAUUUAAACCGUGGACCUCAUUGUAUCUUCUGACCAGUGAAGAAUGCUGGGGACCUCUCCCUCAAGCAGAUGCUCGAACAAAGUGCUUAGAAAGGGUAUUACCUUUGUAGGUAAUGAACUUUUCCUUCCAUAGGAAGUUUUUCAGGCACCUGUAGCCCCUGCUAUGGCUGUGAGGAAUGCUGGCAUGUGCAGGAAAGCAGAGCUUGCAGUGUGCUCACAGCUUUGCUGGCUCAUUUUGGAAACAGGGUUUCUUGUUUCCUUACAGGCUGCAAGCAUGCCUAAGGGAAGCAGUGCUUGUCACCUUUUGUGUGUGUGGCAAAGUGAGGGACUUGGUUUGAUCAUUGUUUUCUUCUUUGCUGUGGUUGAUGUGGCUUCCAUAGAUUGAUCUGUUUUAAAGGUUUCUUGGGCCCAGCCGGUUGCGCUUCAUUUUUGUCUUGUGUACAGAGUGCUCUCUGUACCCCAUUAGCCUGGGCACAUCCUUUUGUUCUUGUUCUUGUCCUAGUGGGGAUGUUUGUUAUCAUGAGAUAAUUGAUGUCGUCACUUCUGAUAGCAAUUGUUUCCUGUGGAAACAGCAGCUUCUGAGUAAGAGGCUACCAUAGCAUGGGUUAAAUUGCCUGUCAUGCUGCAUGUGCCUGAGGACACAGUGUCAUCCUGUGGUGUAUUCACAGCAGGAAUUCUUCUAAAGGGAAACUAAGUAUUUAAUGCCCACAGUGCCAGUCUUCUGAAAAGAUUUGUCCUAAGUUCAGUUCACUUUGGAGAUACUUCCAUGACAUGAAAUAGAGAUGUACACUUCAUAUUCUGCCAAAGCAAUGUCCUUGACAGCACUGGGCUGGUUGUGAGACCCAGCAAAGCUAACUUGUAUUCUCUGUAGUCCUAAAUGAACUAUUUUAAAAGAAGGAAGCAUAUCUAAGAAAUAACAAAUACAUUCAUCUAUUUCCUUUUGCUUUCAUACCUAGUAAGUUAGGAAAAAAGUUCCACCUAAAGGAAUUCACAUUACAUCUUUUCAAUCAACAAGCACCAAAAUUCAGCUGUUCAGAGAAUUAAUACAAGGCAAUAUCUGGGUAUAAGAUUAAAAGAAAAAUUUCAAUAAACACAUUUUCUGGGUAUAAAGCUUAUUAAAAACUUAUUCAUUCUCUGAAUGACUGAAGUAAGUGGUAUGUGUUGGGAGAACAAACUUUAAAGGUUUGUGAUUUUGGAAUUUUUUUUUUAUAUUUUUAAGUCUUACCCUCUCCUUCCUCCACUAAAAAAGAAAUGCAUUUUAGAAGCUAUGGUACACUAGCUUGGUUAUUCUGCUUGGUGUUCUGUGAGGCACUGUAAAGUCCACCUAAGAUACAUUGUACUCUGUAACUAAAACAGCAUAUUGUGGUAAAAGUGUUUCUUAAAGAUUUGAAUAUUCUGGCUCCUGGUGAUCCCAGAUGUGCUGGUCCCACACAUUGUGGAAAUCUCUGCUGGUACAAAUCUCUGCAGGCCAUACCACAGACACCCUACACCUGCCUUCUGUGCUGGCUCUGACAUUUAACAUAAAACUCUGUCCAGUGCAGACUUACAGGCUAGCUGGCCAUGAUAGAUGGUUUUUAUAACAAAAUGCCUUUCUACUACUUACAUGAACAGUUGUCGUUGUGUUUGGCUCAUGAGGCACUAUUUAAAAUGUUUUUAAUUAAAAUUGUCUUAUAGCACUUAAAAUUGUUUUGUAUAAAAUUUGCUGUAAAGAUUUGUAAUAUGGUCAAAGGGCUCUUUCUCCUUCAUUACCAUUUUUAAAAAUGUUUUAAAAGCUAGGAAGCAUCUUGUAUAUAUUCUGUAUAUGUAUAGCAGCACAUUUCAUGUAUGGAAAUAUGUUCUCAGAAUAUUUAUUUACUAAUAUAUUUAUCUUAAGCCAUGUCUUAUGUUGAGAGUGUGUGACAUUAUUGUAAUAAUCACUGAAAAUCACUAACACAAGGCCCUGUAAAUACAUGAUAAUUGCACACAAAGAUUUUACAGUACUUGCCGACCAAAAAUGAUUUAAGAGAAGUGUAGUUACUUGCAGUUUUGUAAGAAAGUGUACAAAUGUCUGUAUUAAAAGAAAAAAAAAGGCAAAACCACACAAAAAAUACAGUUUUAUUGCAUAUACAUGUGGGAGUUGUCCUUCUUGUUUUGGGGGAGAGGACAUAGAUAACUGUUCUCCUCAAAAUACAGUCCUAGAUAUACUGGGAUGAACUCUAAUAAACAACAUUUUUACCUUUUUUUCCAACACCAGGUAGGUGGAUAUGUAUAUGCCUUUACACAGCACUGCAGUUACUGGGGGGCACUGGGGGGUAGGUGUCACACAAG